This is a messenger RNA of Closterium sp. NIES-65, 4164 nucleotides long. Lineage: Eukaryota; Viridiplantae; Streptophyta; Zygnematophyceae; Desmidiales; Closteriaceae. The record is from the annotation of a GenBank genome assembly.
AUGGCGGCCUUCGCACUGUCCGUUGCGAGCAGCACCGCACCACCGUGCCGCCUUGAGCUCUCCCGAAUCACCAACCAACUAUCCGGCCAACCUCGCUCCACGGCCACGCGUGCCACCCACUCCCUCGCCGCCGAAUACGACGGAUUCCGUCAAACGUCAACUUUCCCGUCAACCUCCACCGUAUCUCACGCCGACGCGUUCACUACCAACGUCACCCGUCAGCUCGCUCCCGCCUCGUCAUCCUCCGCUCAUCGCGCGACGGUAUCCGCCGUCUUCGACCGGUUCACGGAGCGCGCGAUUAAAUCCGUGAUGCUGGGUCAGCGCGAGGCGAAGGCGCUCGGGCGAAAGGAGGUGGCGACAGAGCAUCUCCUCCUGGGUCUUAUCAUGGAAGACCGCGCCAGCAGCGGCACCGCCAGCGCGAAGGGUUACCUCAACACCGGUGUAACCAUCGACGGCGCUCGCGAAGCCGUUCGCGAAAUGAUUCGCGACGGCACGCUUUCGCCAUCCGAGGGGUCGGAAAAGCCCGCGUCGGAGGUGCCGUUCUCGGCGGGGAGCAAGCGGGUGUUCGAGGCGGCUCUGGAAGAGUCUCGGAAGCUUCGGCACAAUUUCAUCGCGCCGGAGCAUCUGGUGAUGGCGGUGCUGAGCGUCGAGUUCGACGCCGCCGGGAAACUUCUUGAAAGGCUGGGCGUGACCAAGGAGCGCGUGCGUGCGGAGGCGGUGGCGCGGCUGAAGGGCGAGCUGGCGACGGAGGGGCGCUCCACCGACUCCAUCUCGCUCUCCGCCAAGCCCUCCGCCGCCUCCGCCAAAUCUUCCCCCGACCCCGCCAGGGCCGCCGCGCUCUCGUCGUCCUCCAGCUACAGCAAGAAGGGCUCCAAGAAGGAGAAGAGCGCGCUCGAGGAUUUCUGCAUGGAUCUGACCGUUAUGGCAAUGACGGGCGACAUCGAUCCGGUGAUCGGGCGCGACCACGAGGUGGCGCGCGUCGUGCAGAUCCUCGCGCGCCGCACCAAGAACAACCCGCUGCUGCUCGGCGAGCCGGGCGUCGGCAAGACCGCCAUCGCCGAGGGCCUCGCGCUGCGCAUCGCCGAGAACGACGUCCCGGUGUUCCUGCAGGGUAAGAGAGUGAUGGCGCUGGACAUGGGGCGGCUGAUCGCGGGCGCUAAGGAGCGCGGCGAGCUCGAGGCGCGCGUCACGGGGCUCGUCUCGGAGGCCACUAGCGCAGGCGACGUCAUCCUCUUUAUAGACGAAAUCCACACCGUUGUCGGGUCCGGCGCCGUGUCGCGCGGCCGCGGCGCGGGGGGAGGGGGAGGUGGCGGGCUGGACAUCGCGAACCUGCUCAAGCCGGCUCUCGCGCGUGGCCAGCUGCAGUGCAUGGGCGCGACCACCAUAGGCGAGUACCGCAAGCACGUGGAGAAGGACAAGGCGCUCGCGCGGCGCUUCCAGCCGGUGGACGUCGCAGAGCCGUCGCAGGACGACGCGCUGCUCAUCCUGCACGGCCUGCGCCGCCUCUACGAGCGCCACCACAAGUGCCACGUCAGCGACGACGCGCUCAUCGCGGCCGUCCAGCUGUCGGCGCGCUACAUCCCGGACCGCUUCCUGCCGGACAAGGCGAUCGACCUGGUGGACGAGGCCGCGAGCCGCGCCGUGAUUGACGGAUUCAGGCGGAACCGGCAGCGCGAGACGAGCGUGCUGCACCGCGGACCGGAGGAGUACUGGCGGGCGAUCAGAGCGGCUCAGGCGGCGAUCAAUGCGGUGGAGGAGGUGCAGUCGCCACUGGGGUCAGCAGGCGGCCCAUCAGCGUUCCUAUCAGACGAUCCUAAGCCCUCUGCUGCGCCUGCUGCCGCCCCUUCCUGGUCCCCUGCUGGCGAUGGCGAUAGACUAUCCAUAGGGCCAGAGGACAUAGCAGCGGUGGCGUCCCAGUGGACGGGCAUCCCCCUGCAGCAGCUGACAGCAGACGAGCAGCGCCACCUCACUGCUCUCGAGCCAGCGCUGCACUCGCGGGUGGUGGGGCAGCACGAGGCCGUCAGCGCCAUCGCCCGGGCCGUGAGGCGAGCCAGAGUGGGGCUCAAGGACCCCAAGCGGCCCACGGCGGCCAUGCUGUUCUGCGGGCCGACGGGAGUUGGCAAGACGGAGCUCAGCAAGGCGCUCGCGCAGCACUACUUUGGCUCGGAGGAAGCCAUGAUCCGCCUAGACAUGAGUGAGUACAUGGAGCGCCAUGCAGUCAGCAAGCUCAUCGGCGCGCCUCCAGGCUAUGUGGGGUUCGGGGAGGGCGGCAAGCUCACCGAGGCUGUGCGACGCCGCCCGUUCUCGCUGCUGCUGCUGGACGAGAUUGAGAAGGCGCACCCCGACGUCUUCAAUCUGCUGCUGCAGAUCUUUGAAGACGGCAGGCUGACGGACUCCCAGGGCCGGCACGUGUCGUUCAAGAACACGCUCAUCAUCAUGACCAGCAACGUCGGGUCACAGGCGAUCGCGCGUGGCGGCGGCAACAGAGUGGGGUUCCUGCUGCCAGGGGCGGACGAGGCAGACGGCGGGCGGUACGCGGGGCUGAAGUCGUUGGUGAUGGAUGAGCUGAAGAGCCACUUCCGCCCCGAGCUGCUCAACCGCAUCGACGAAGUCGUCGUGUUCCGAUCGCUGGAGAAGGACCAGGUGCGGGCAAUCGUGGACAUGAUGAUAAAGGAAACGUCUAUCCGCCUCUCAGAGAAGAACAUCCGACUGGAGGUCUCAGAGGCGCUCAUCCAGCGCAUCUGUGACGAGGGCUACGACCGAUCCUACGGCGCACGACCACUGCGCCGCGCCGUCACGCGAUUGGUGGAGGACCCGAUCAGCGAGGCGGUGCUGUCGGCCAAUAGCGGCGGAGGGCUGGUGGCGGGCGGCAGCGUGUCAGUGGUGGGGGGAGCGUUUGAGGAGGGUGAUACGGCUCUGGCUGAUAUCGGGCCCGACGGAGAGCCGUUUGUUAUGCGCAUUGCCAAGAACGAGUUGCUACGAAUGGGGAGGAACAGAUGGGGAGGAACAGAUGGGGAGAAACAGAGGUGGUCGCUUCCACCACCACAAUCGAACAGCGUUUUGAUUCCCUCUCUGCUACCCACCAUCCUCCCCCCAGCUCUCUCCCCGGCAUUUGCCCCCGUUCCCCCCAUCCUCUUCCCUGUUUCCUGUAUCCCCUGCCGUGCUUCCCCCCAUCCUAUCCCCUCUUACCCCGUAUCCCCUGCCCUGCUUCCCCCCAUCCCCUUCCCUGCUUCCCCCCAUCCCCUUCCCUACUUCCCCCCAUCCCCUUCCCUGCUUCCCCUCAUCCCCUUCCCUGCUUCCCCUCGUCCCCUCCCCUGCUUUCCCCCCUACCUCCUCCCUGCUUCCCCCAACCCUCCGUCCUGCUUCCCCCCUCCCUCCGCCCUGCUUCCCCCCUCCCUCCGUCCUGCUUCCCCCCUCCCUCCACCCUGCUUCCCCCCUCCCUCCGUCCUGCUUCCCCCCUCCCUCCACCCUGCUUCCCCCCUCCGCCCGCCUUGCUUCCCCCCUCCCUCCUCCCUGCUUCCCCCCUCCCUCCGUCCUGCUUCCCCCCUCCCUCCACCCUUCUUCCCCCCUCCCUCCGUCCUGCUUCCCCCCUCCCUCCACCCUGCUUCCCCCCUCCCUCCUCCCUGCUUCCCCCCUCCCUCCGUCCUGCUUCCCCUCUCCCUCCACCCUGCUUCCCCCCUCCGUCCGCCCUGCUUCCCCCCUCCCUUCGCCCUGCUUCCCCCCUCCCUCCGUCCUGCUUCCCCCCUCCCUCCACCCUGCUUCCCCCCUCCGUCCGCCCUGCUUCCCCCCUACCUCCUCCCUGCUUCCCCCAACCCUCCGUCCUGCUUCCCCCCUCCCUCCGUCCUGCUUCCCCCCUCCCUCCACCCUGCUUCCCCCCUCCGUCCGCCCUGCUUCCCCCCUCCCUCCGUCUUGCUUCCCCCCUCCCUCCGCCCUGCUUCCCCCCUCCUUCCGCCCUGCUUUCCCCCUCCCUCCUCCCUGCUUCCCACCACCCUUCGCCCUGCUUCUCAGCCCUCCUUCCCCCACCCUCUGCCCUGUUCCCCACCUGCCCUCCCCAUCCCUGCCUUUCCCUCCCUGCCCUGUCCUUCCCUUCCCCAUCCCUUAUCACCCUUCCCCUCCUUUUCAUGCCCUCCCCUUCCCCCUCACUCAUCACCUUCCGCCCUCUAG